AUGAGUGCCGGAAUUCAGCUUGAGAAAAUUCUCGCCCAGGAGUGGGCAAGGUUUAAAAGAGAGAUUGAGGCUGCCGCUAAUGAAUAUAAAGCCAAAAUGCAGAAGCUUGAGGAUGCUCAAGGUGACAUCUACCUUAACUUUGAUUCAUUCUCAAAGAAUCUAGAGAAGCAAGUCGAGGUAAAGUGGCAGAAGAAAUUUCACGAGUAA
Penicillium cataractarum is the source of this 207-nucleotide messenger RNA. RefSeq lists its product as uncharacterized. The transcript has a single exon. Bases 1 to 207 code for a protein of 68 amino acids. NCBI's taxonomy places the organism in Eukaryota, Fungi, Ascomycota, Eurotiomycetes, Eurotiales, Aspergillaceae. The record is from RefSeq and is a predicted model, not a curated record.